GACGGCAAAGGAAAGGAUGCUAAAGAUGGGAAAGGCAAGGGCAAGAAAGGGAAGAUGCGUGAUGCCGACGGCAACAAAAUUGGUCGCGGCAUAGGUGACGGAAGCACCAAGUUGAAGGACGACCAGUUCUGCACUUUGACCGUGACGGCGGACACGGCGAUGAAGGCAAACGGAGGCAAGCGUUGCAUCGAGAUCAUGUUGGGCUACGGUCGGAACGUGGAGCGGGCCUUGGCGGACUUGGGCGUCGAGGCGAAGCUGCCAAGCCUCGAGGAGAUGACAGGGGUGAAGACCAAGAAGAAGGACAUCGAUCCUAUGGACCCCUCUUCCUACAGCGAUGCGCCUGUUGGUGCGUGGUCUGCUGGCCUCAAGAAGCCAGGACAGAGGGCGGGAGCUCAGGGAGCAGCUCCCCGAGACUCGAAGACUGCGAACGCAGAGAGGUUCUGA
Molecule: messenger RNA, 444 nt
Organism: Symbiodinium necroappetens
Lineage: Eukaryota; Dinophyceae; Suessiales; Symbiodiniaceae
Source: the annotation of a GenBank genome assembly